CGUCCGCUUAACGUGACAGAUGCCCUCAGCUACCUUGAUGCUGUCAAGGUACAGUUUCAGGACCAGCCUGAUGUCUAUAACCAAUUUUUGGACAUUAUGAAGGAAUUUAAGAGCUAUGCAUUCUCUGGCAGGAUCGACACACCAGGUGCCAUAGAGCGUGUAUCACAUCUGUUCUUCGGUCACCCUCAGCUCAUUAUCGGAUUCAACACGUUUUUGCCAGCGGGGUAUCGUAUCGAAUGCACCUCGGACGGUCCGACACACAACCGAAUCACCGUCAUCAAUAGCGACGGAACG
Messenger RNA from Guyanagaster necrorhizus, 294 nucleotides. Its product is annotated as PAH2 domain-containing protein. The annotation marks the transcript as partial. Gene Ontology annotation, cellular component: Sin3-type complex; chromatin. Gene Ontology annotation, biological process: negative regulation of transcription by RNA polymerase II. The record is from RefSeq and is a predicted model, not a curated record. NCBI's taxonomy places the organism in Eukaryota, Fungi, Basidiomycota, Agaricomycetes, Agaricales, Physalacriaceae. Gene Ontology annotation, molecular function: transcription corepressor activity. The transcript is spliced from 2 exons.